Aspergillus wentii DTO 134E9 is the source of this 570-nucleotide messenger RNA. RefSeq names its product pre-rRNA-processing TSR2 family protein. Gene Ontology annotation, biological process: maturation of SSU-rRNA from tricistronic rRNA transcript (SSU-rRNA, 5.8S rRNA, LSU-rRNA). The transcript has a single exon. The record is from RefSeq and is a predicted model, not a curated record. Bases 1 to 570 code for a protein of 189 amino acids. Lineage: Eukaryota; Fungi; Ascomycota; Eurotiomycetes; Eurotiales; Aspergillaceae. Gene Ontology annotation, cellular component: nucleus.
AUGGCCGAAACAACAGCCCAACAAACCACCGCCUCGUCGCAACUCGAUCUCGGCAUCACCCUCGCCAUCCACAACUGGCCCUCCCUCAACCUAGCCGUCCAGUCCAACUGGGGCGGUCCUACAUCCGCCGACAAGCGCGACUGGCUGUGCGGCGCCAUUUCCGACAUGAUUAACGAGCGACCCGAAACCGACGCGGAGGAUCUCGAGGAUGUCUUGAUCCAGGUUAUGAAUGAUGAAUUUGAUGUCGUUGUGGACGAUGAGAGUGCGGCGCCUGUCGCGGCGCAGAUUAUGGAAAUGAGAGAGCAGACUGCGAGGGGGGAGUUUGGGCCUAUCCAGGAGAUGUACGAGACAUGGCAGCAGAAGAGUCAGCAGAAGGCUAGUAGUGCGGCUGCGACGUUCAAGAAGGUUGAGGCUAGGGAUGAGGAUCAGGAAACGGAUGAUGAGGAGGAUGACGAGGGCGAUGAUGUCGAUAUGGGCGAUGCGCCUGCUCUUGUGAGAGCGCCUAAAGAGAAGGCCCAGCCAGAGAUUGAUGAAGAUGGAUUUACCAAGGUGGUUGGCAAGAAGCGGUGA